AAAGAAUCGGGGAGGAGGGAGUGAUGAAGGAAGGGAACAGCACUAAGAGAUGGACGGUCAGAGUAGGUCUUCAAGUUUUGAGUGAGCUACCACAAUCUCCAAAACUGAAGGAAGCCUCGAGCUUCACAGCCGGCCCUUCAGACCUCAGCCUCUCUUCCCUCCUUCUGUUCUAAAGCUUGCUCUUGGCGGAGAGGGACCUGGCUCCGUCUGCGCUGCCACAACGCUGACUCUCCCCCUAAAACGUGGAUCCGGGUCUUCGGGGACCUCGGCUUACCCACCAGCAGCUAAAGCCCUCGGCUUGGUCGGAAGACAGGGCUCUGAGGCUCCAAACAAAGUGUAACCAAGGCAACAGCCAAUCCCAAGGAUGAUCGUCCAGCUUUUCUUACUGGUGCCCCAGUAGGACAAAUUAUACCCUAUCGCAAUUGGAACUAACGCUGUGUCUCAGGAACUUGAAUCAUCAGUUUCUGGGGAAGAAAAGAAUGUUGAGGAAAAGCAAACCAUUAAUUUUAAAAUACUUUCUUAAUCUUAUUAAUGGAGCUUUCUUGGUUCUUGGACUUUUACUCAUGGGAUUUGGUGCAUGGCUUUUAUUAGACAGAAAUAAUUUCUUCACUGCUCUAGAUAAAAAUAAUCACUUGAUAGUAUACAUUUUUGGAAUUUUGGUUGGAACUGGAUCAGCUAUUGUUUUUCUUUGUCUCUUGGGUUAUUUGGGAAUUCACAAUGAAAUCAGAUGGCUCCUAAUUCUGUAUGCAGUCCUGUUACUGUGGGCCUGUGGUGUUCAGGUUGCACUUUCAGCACUCGCCUUCACAAAGAAAGAGGAGGUUCACCAAGUAUGGCAUGAUGAAAUUGAUUUAAUCAUUUAUCAGUAUGGGUCUAAAGAUAUGCCUGAAGACAUACCUAAGUGGACUGCUCUGAACACUUUACAGAAAACAUUACAGUGUUGUGGCCAACACAAUUACACAGACUGGAUAAAGAAUAAGAAUAAAGAAAAUUCAGGACAGAUACCAUGCUCUUGCACGAAUUCCACAUUAAGAAAUUGGUUUUGUGAUGAGCCAUUGAACACAACUUACCUAGAGGGUUGUGAAAAUAAAAUCAAUGCAUGGUAUCAAGCUAAUGUUUUAACAUUAAUUGGAAUUAACUUCGGACUUUCGGUUUCAGAGCCAAAGCUGUCUUGGUUGUGAGAAAAUGAAGAAAGGCUAGAAUAACUGUGGGUCCUGCAUUGCUCCCACCUCUACAGAAGAUUCACUCUCAUUUAGUAAUUCAAUCCUAUCUCUUUUCAUCUACCUACUCAGUACACUGCAGAUCUUAGAGACCUGUAGAGUUUUCUUGAGUCAGCAAAAAAGGAAAAUAGAAUAACUAUUUUCUCAAAAGUGAACUAUAAAUAAACAUGCCUUAUGUUCUUUAAGGAAAUUUCUCUUGGGAUUUAAAGCUCAUUUUCCUACUUUCUCUAACAUAUACCACAAGAACACUGAUAGCAAAAACCUCUCUCCUACUUGGUAGUUGAAAAUGAACUUACUGGUAAUUAAAUAAAUAUUAUAGAUUGAUUACACAUAUUUGUCUUUGUAUCAAGGAAAAAAAAGGGUUCUCUAGAUACUACAUUGCCUAUUUUAAGUUAAGACAGUUAAUUCACAAAAAAUGCACCACUGACUGAAUGUAUCACCUUUAUGGUUAUAAGGACUAUUGCUUUGAAGGACGUCGCUUGACACCUUUAGUAAAAUAAGGACUUGUUGGGUAAGAUAAAAUAGAAUACAUCAAGAUUAUCUCUAACUUUUUUUUAAAUUUUUGAGAUGGAAAACCUAGUAAGUUCUGAAAAUCAAUCUGGAUCGAAAGUGAGCCAUUCAAUUUUAGUUAAAAUUUAGGGUAACAACUAAUCCUGACUUCCCCUUCAAGCUGUCAUAUCAUGGACAAAAACACAUUUAAUUUGUUUCAGUCUCCUGGCUUAAUUAUGUUUUCAAAAUUCAGAGCAAUUUUGUGAAGUGAUAAACUUUCAAAUUCUUCUAGAUAAGGAUAUGUGCAUUCAGUCAACCAGCACUUAUGGAGCACCUGCUCCAUGCCAGGGUCAUUACUAACUCUUGGGAUAUGAAGAUGAGGAGACACGUGUAUAGUUCCUCUACAGGGUUGGCUUCAGGAGCACACAGCCUGCCCUUAGAAGAGCUCCCCCCUUGGUUUAACACUUCGCAAUUGCCAUCUGGAUAUUUUAAUCAUUUUGGAACAAGGGAUGUCAUAUUUACAUUUCAUACUGGGCUCUGUAAAUUCCAUUGCUGGCCCUGUCAGUAGUGGUAAACUCAGAAUCAAUCACACCACCUAAUGUGGACAAAUCAGUUUUCUAUAUGUGAUCAUUUUUAUGGACACUCAAGAAAGCAUCCCAAAGUUUGUCUUAGAGGAUUGGAGAGUACUCCAAAAAGGAGAACCAUUCAUUCAACAAUUAUUGAGAGACUGUUAUGUGUUGAGCACUAUUCCAGGUGCUAGAGAAACAAUAGUAAAUAAAACAAAAGAAAACUUUUCCUCAUGGAGAUUGCAUCCAAGUCAGGGGAGCCAAACAACAAAGCCAAUAUAUGAGAUGGUGGAAAGAGCUACAUGGUAAAAAUAAGUUA
This is a messenger RNA of Phyllostomus discolor (pale spear-nosed bat), 2591 nucleotides long. It is a transcript of the gene TSPAN19, whose product is annotated as tetraspanin 19. The coding region runs from base 480 to 1178 and encodes 232 amino acids. Lineage: Eukaryota; Metazoa; Chordata; Mammalia; Chiroptera; Phyllostomidae. Gene Ontology annotation, cellular component: membrane. The record is from RefSeq and is a predicted model, not a curated record. The transcript is spliced from 9 exons.